Spea bombifrons (plains spadefoot toad) is the source of this 3628-nucleotide messenger RNA. RefSeq names its product eukaryotic translation initiation factor 2 alpha kinase 3 (gene EIF2AK3). The record is from RefSeq and is a predicted model, not a curated record. Lineage: Eukaryota; Metazoa; Chordata; Amphibia; Anura; Pelobatidae. Gene Ontology annotation, biological process: protein phosphorylation. The coding region runs from base 101 to 3508 and encodes 1135 amino acids. The transcript is spliced from 18 exons. Gene Ontology annotation, molecular function: protein binding; protein kinase activity; ATP binding.
GUCGUGCGGUAUAAAGCUAUGAUGGCGGCGUUGGCAGAGGAAGUGCUAUGAGGUGGACGUGUUAACGCAUAGUGGACUGUGUACAGAUGCUCACUUGCCCAUGGAGGGUCGCGGCCUGCACGUGUUGCGGCUCGGGUUGUCGCUGGUUACACUGUUGCUGCUGAGGCUGACAGCAGCCGGCCUUGUGGAGCAGGGAGCUCCGGGGCGAGAGGUGGGAUACCCCUGGGAGGAACAGGAGGAAGGCACCGAAGCUGCGGAGAGCGGCCUGAGCUCCGUAAGCCCCGGGGUUGCUGCCGCUUUCCCCACCAGCGAUGUUAUUGUGGAGGAUGACGAAUCCGGGGCUGACCAGGAAUAUCCGGAGGGCGGCCGGGAGGACCACAGACCCAGGUCUCUGGUGAUUAUCAGCACUCUGGACGGGAGGAUCGCGGCUCUGGAUGCGGAUAAUCACGGCAGGAAGCAGUGGGACUUGGACAUCGGCUCCGGCUCGCUGGUGUCCUCCAGCCUCAGCAAGCCAGAGGUGUUUGGCAAUAAGAUGAUUAUUCCCUCUUUGGACGGAGAUCUGUUCCAGUGGGAUCGGGACCGAGAGAGCAUGGAAGCCGUUCCUUUCACUGUCGAGUCCCUCUUGGAGUCCUCGUACAAGUUUGGAGAUGAUGUUGUCUUAGUAGGAGGCAAAUCCCUGACCACGUACGGUCUCAGCGCCACCAGCGGGAAGGUUAAGUAUAUUUGCUCUGCCAUGGGCUGUCGACGCUGGAACGAAGAAGAAACUGAACAAGACGAUAUACUCUUACUGCAUAGAAAGCAGAAGACGGUGCGCGCCGUGGGACCUCGCAGCGGCACCGAGAAGUGGAACUUUAGCGUGGGGCACUUUGAGUUGAGAUAUAUCCCGGAUAUCGAACCCGGGGUGGGAUUUAUCGAAGGCCAACUCGAACCCACCUAUAACCCCGAUGAAAACAAAAUAAUCUCAGACGUGGAUGAUCAAGAAGCUGGGACAAGGGACACUGUUAUAAAGGUUUCUGUAGCUGACUGGAAAGUUAUGGCUUUUAACCGGCAGCUGGGAGACCUGGAAUGGGAACACCAGUUCUGUACUCCGAUUGCAUCUGCCUGGCUGGUGAGGAAUGGGAAAGUCAUCCCCAUCAGUCUGUUUGAUGAUAACAGCUACUCGUCCGAUGACGGCAUCUUAGAGGAUGAGGAAGAUAUUAUUGAAGCCGCGCGAGGCGCCACCGAGUCCAGCUUUUAUUUAGGAAUGUACCGAGGGCAGCUCUACCUGCAGUCAUCUGUAAGGAUUUCCGAAAAGUUUCCAGUAAAUCCCACUGCGCUGGACACCAGAAAGAACGACAACAGCAUUAUAUCUUUACCCAGGAUAAAGUGGAAGCCUUUAAUCCACUCUCCAUCCAGGACCCCGGUAUUAGUUGGUUCGGAUGAAUUUGAUAAAUGUCUCAGCAAUGAUAAGUUUUCUCAUGAAGAAUACAGCAAUGGCGCCCUUUCUGUCCUGCAAUAUCCUUAUGCGAUACUUGGUGGAAUUCCCCGGCUUGAGCUGCAAGGAACCGAAAGGCACAUUCUAGCGUCUGUCCGCUCGGCUGGACGUUCUGUCCACCCCUCUCAAGCACUAACUACUGACAACGGUUACUACCUGCCCUAUUACAAGAGGGAACGCAAUAAGCGGGGCACACAGAUCACGGUUGGAAUCCUGGAGAACCCAAACUACAAGAACCUUCGCAAAAAGGACCCGGUCCUGCUGCUGCACUGGUGGAAGGAGAUCAUAGGAACUAUUUUGCUUUGUAUUACAGCGACCACCUACAUUGUGCGCAGGUUGUUCCAACCCAAUGGUGCACGGAAGAGGAAAGAAUCCGAGACACAAUGUCAGACUGACAAUAAAUAUGACUCCAGCGGUGAAGACGGCAAAGAUAACUGGAAUGAUUUCAAGAACUGCGGCUACGUCUCCCGGUACCUUACGGAUUUUGAGCCUAUUCAGUGUUUGGGACGCGGAGGGUUCGGGGUGGUGUUUGAAGCCAGGAACAAAGUAGACGACUGCAACUACGCUAUAAAAAGAAUCCGCCUCCCCAACAGGGAUCUGGCACGUGAGAAAGUAAUGCGUGAAGUUAAAGCUUUAGCUAAACUGGAGCAUCCCGGCAUCGUCCGCUACUUCAAUGCGUGGCUGGAAGCUCCUCCUGAACUGUGGCAAGAAAAAAUGGACGAGCUGUGGCUGAAGGAUGGAAGCACCGAUUGGCCGUUAAGUUCCCCGACGCCUCUGGAAUGUCUUUCUGUCCGAGUCCGUAGCACGGAUCCGUACUCCAUGAAGGAACAGGUUGAAGUGAUAACGCCGUCAUCGGAAAGUGUGAGCUCCCUCUCCGCCGGAUUUCUAGCCGUACCCCCCGGAGUGCACGAGAGGCACCCACCUCUGCGCAGGUUUUCUACACCCGGAGACUUGAACCAGUCGGAAAACAUCGCUGUAAACCUACAGGACAGCUUUCUCACCGACUGCGACGUGGAGCCCGGUGACCUGGAUGACGACGAUCUGGGUAUUUAUUACGAUUACUGCCCUCGCUCAGCCUUGGAUGUAGGAACGCACGAGCGAACUUCCUCGUCGAUAGUGUUUGAAGACUCUGGUUGCGAUAACGCAUCCAAUAACGUAGAUAACAAAACGGACGUGUCGGUUCUCCUAACCAACAGUGAGUUUUCCGGUAGAGAAAUCGGCACGAAGGACUCGAGCGAAAGCAAACCAACUUCGGCGAGCACUUUAUCCAUCUCUCCUCCGAGGCCGAAGACCUUGAAUUUGGAUCUCACGAAAAACACGGCCGAAAGGGUUAAACCCAGCUCCCCAAAGGUGUAUCUGUACAUCCAGAUGCAGCUCUGCCGCAAGGAAAACCUCAAAGACUGGAUGAGCGCCCGCUGCACGCUGGAGGAGCGGCCGCGAGCCGAGAGUCUGCGUAUAUUUCUGCAGAUCGCGGAGGCCGUGGAGUUCCUACAUAGCAAAGGUCUAAUGCACAGAGAUCUGAAGCCUUCCAAUAUAUUUUUUACUAUGGACGAUGUGGUAAAAGUAGGAGAUUUUGGGUUGGUUACGGAAAUGGACCAAGAAGAUGAUGACGCUGUCCUGACCCCGAUGCCGGCGUAUGCCAGACAUACUGGCCAGGUGGGAACGAAGCUCUACAUGAGCCCAGAGCAGAUCUAUAGCCAAAGUUACUCGCACAAAGUGGAUAUCUUCUCCCUGGGGCUAAUCCUUUUUGAGCUGCUGUAUCCGUUUAGCACGCAGAUGGAGCGCGUCAGAAUAUUAACAGAAUUGCGAGACCUGAAGUUUCCGCCGCUUUUCACACAGAAGUUUGCCCAGGAGGAAAAUAUGGUCCUCCAUAUGCUGUCCCAUAACCCAAGCGAAAGACCCGAAGCGGAAGAAAUUAUCGAAAAUCCCUUGUUUGAAAGCGUCUCGCUUCCGGGCAAACUGACUCUCAGACAGCGUUCCCGGACUCUCAGCAUGUCCGGCUUAAAGCAUUUAAAACAUUCCAGCAGCAAAUGAGCGCGGCACAGAGACACUCGCUCCUUCCGCGCUCGGUGGGAUUUUUAUACACGACUGGAGCUUGAUCAGUCGUCCUCGGAUUUCUACUCGUUUGCAUCCUCGGUAUCUGUUCAGCCCCGA